This is a messenger RNA of Baudoinia panamericana UAMH 10762, 2388 nucleotides long. RefSeq lists its product as uncharacterized. NCBI's taxonomy places the organism in Eukaryota, Fungi, Ascomycota, Dothideomycetes, Mycosphaerellales, Teratosphaeriaceae. Gene Ontology annotation, cellular component: nucleus. The transcript is spliced from 2 exons. Gene Ontology annotation, biological process: positive regulation of transcription from RNA polymerase II promoter by galactose; DNA-templated transcription. The coding region runs from base 1 to 2388 and encodes 795 amino acids. Gene Ontology annotation, molecular function: RNA polymerase II cis-regulatory region sequence-specific DNA binding; zinc ion binding; DNA-binding transcription factor activity, RNA polymerase II-specific. The record is from RefSeq and is a predicted model, not a curated record.
AUGUAUCACACCUUUUCCGUUGUGGAGGCCAAUGGCGGCCGUCACGAUGAGCGCCAUGCUUCAAGACCUGUCACCUCACGGCGUCUUUCCACUAUCAAUGCCUGCAAUGAGUGUCGACGAAGAAAGAUUCGAUGCGGAGGGUCGCAGCCGUGCCAGCAGUGUCUGUGGUCGCAGCAUCCGGAGCUCUGCGUGUUUGCAGGAUCUGGCCGCAAGACGGUGCAAAACCGCAUGUACAUGGAGCAACUGCACUCGAGAAGUGAAUGUCUUUCUGCUGUGUGCUCUCGCUUGUUUCCUAAUCAAGAUCCAUCCAAGUUACGGGAUCUCCCACGUAACGAGCUCAUCAACCUAGCGGUCACUUUGAGUCGGCCCAAAAGCGCUCAAACUCCACCGGCAAACGACAUUAUCCUGCCACCCUCGGUUCCUUCGGUCGACUCAAGCAGGCCUUCUGAGAGUGCGGACAGCCUGAACUCUCUCGAGCAGGCGCCCGAACGCAAUCCUGUCGUUGACGAGGCGAUCCGUCAGAAGCGCACCGUUCAUGGCAUAUCGGACGACGUCAAUUGCCUUUCCUUGUCGUUCACCUUCCAGUCUUCCUACGUAGGCAUCUCGUCCAUCAGCGCCGUCUUAAAGGUCAUUUUCAUGAUCGCACCUGGAGCGCGUACACAUGUUGCCCAGAAUGCAGCAGACACCGCUCUGCCGAGUAGGGUCCCAUCACCAUCCGUUGAGCAGCAGCUGCCAAUCGACGCUACUGCGAUGCCACCCCCGGAUAUUGCGCACAACCAUAUCGAAUCAUACUUCAAUCGAGUCCAUGUUCUCAUGCCUAUGAUCGACGAGGACGACUUCCGACAUACGUACCUUUACCUAGACCGCAAAGAUGGGCCUUGGCUAGCUUUGUUCAAUACAGUCCUUGCUCUCGGCUCGUUAGCGUCUGGAACGUGUGCUGACGAGGAGCAUCUUGUGUACUUCCGCCGGGCGAGCAAACACCUGGACUAUGAGGCCUUCGGCAGUGCCAACAUCUACGUACUGCAGGCUCUUGGCCUGCUCGCUGGGUACUAUCUGCACUGGUUGAACCGACCUAACGAGGCGAAUGCUUUGAUGGGAGCUACUCUUCGCAUGGCGACUGCUGUAGGCCUUCAUCGCGAGUAUUCGAAUCCUAGCCGCAACGUGGAGGGUCAGAUACCGGUCGGCAUCCGUAGAAGCACAUGGUGGAGUCUGGUAUGCUUGGAUACUUGGGCCGCUAUGACUACAGGCCGGCCGUCGCUCGGUCGGACCGGACUGGGAGUUACGGUCGACGUUCCUAAAAUACCGGAGCAUAGCAACAAUGCGCAGUAUCUAGCUUCGCUGAAGCUACUCCCUUUAGUGCACAAUGUUCCUUUCUGCAAACUGGCAACCCGCAUACAGGACCGACUCGCAGCCCAGACACUCCUCAACCCUACAGAGAUAGCUGCAUUCGACGCAGAGCUCGUAAGGUGGCAUGACGAGCUGCCACCGAUCCUACGGAUCUCAGGUCUCGAGCAGGACGCUGUGGCCGCUUUCACGAGCCCGAGAUACGAAGACUUCGUUGCAAACACAUCUCCAGCAAGUGCACCUACUGAAAAACGCCACGAUAAGCGCGCUAUACAUGGACACAAUCUCCCUGCAUGCCCCGAGAUACUCAAGACUCCGCGUUUGAUCACACACUGGUGGUUCAUGACACUACGAAUACUGAUGUACCGCCCAUAUCUACUGGCUACUAGCCUUCGACGAAGUCCGCGGAGGGCAAAGUCUGCCGACGAAACGACCGCCAUAGAGAGGUGCCGCAUCAUUGCCGAGGAGUCUAUUCGUUCCAUCAACUUGCAUUGUCCGAAUGAGUUACUCGCUGGAUGGAACGCUGUAUGGCUGAUGUACCAGGCAGUAAUGAUCCCUCUUGUGUCGCUCUUUGCAAUGCAUCCGGACCGGACCAAAUCUACGAAUAGCGCCGAAGCUUCAGCGCAAACAGCAGCGCAGUCAGGGAAUGACAACGCUGACGACGUUCUGGCCUGGCGCAUACAGGUAGAAACCGCCAUUGUUUUCUUCCAAAGAAUGACACCGUACUCUAUGGCGGCGAAAAGGAGUACGAUCAUUGUAGAGAGACUGUACGCUGCAAGCAAGCAUUCGACAAUCUUCACAGCUCCACCGAACAGCACACAACCGAGCGAGGGCGACAACAGCAGGCUCACAAGCUGUGAGAUCACUCAAAUGUCUGGCACCGUUUUGCCGGAUAUGGUCCAUGUGACCCCUGUGACCGGACAAGUACCGGAUUGGCUGGAUGCGGGCGACUGGGGCGUCAGUGACGGCGAAUUGCUCGAAUGGACUGCACUGUGGAGUAACGAUGUGAUGUGGGACAACGGCCAGGACUUCAUCUUGCCAUGA